Molecule: messenger RNA, 542 nt
Organism: Acaromyces ingoldii
Lineage: Eukaryota; Fungi; Basidiomycota; Exobasidiomycetes; Exobasidiales; Cryptobasidiaceae
Exons: 1
Coding region: 96-458 (120 amino acids)
Source: RefSeq, a predicted model, not a curated record
GACCGAGCAAGCAGUUACGUUCCAAACCUCAGAGAGGAUUGAUUCGACAAGAGUGCAUCGAUGAGGGGGACAGACAUGCCGGGGUGGUAUUACAAAUGGCCAUCUCUAUCUUUUCUCUGCAUCUACUUCUGGCUGCUUUUCCUCGCUCAAAGAGCGAGCAAUUGUCCCAACAGGACGAGGUGGUAUGCGUCAGUGUAAAAGGCGCCUCUGGGGACCUACGGGCUUACUGCAGCAUCGAGGGCAAGCGCAUUGUCAAUGGACCUUCGGCCUGCGGAGAUCCUGAUUGGUUGAAAAGGCCUGCUCCAGAGUCAAUUAGGCCGAUCGAGUCGACAUACCUUUGGCUUCACUCCUUUGAAGCAGCGGCCUUCUUCUUGGUCUUCUUUACCGGUCUGCUUGUCGAGGAUGGCGCCUCCACGGCCUGUCGUAGGCCAGGAAAGCGUGAAAAAGGUGAUUCGUAAGCCGGUAGCGCAGAAAGCUGCAUUCAGUUGAGCCGCAAGGAUUCAUCGAGCAGGGGUCAGCAACACAACACUGCACCGGCGAGG